CUUUCGAAGUCAUGAAGAUUGAACGCGAUUUGCACAUGGUGAAAGGGGAUGGUGAGUUCAGCUAUGCCAAGAAUUCCAUGAUACAGGCAAGCCCACGACACCUUUCUCCCCACUGUCAGUUACAGUCGGCCAGCAUCAGAGUUGGCACAUGAAAAAUGUUGUAUUUGUUUGGCCACAACUUUGAUAAUUUCCUGCUGCCUCAUAUCUAUCCACAGAGAAGAGCUGUUCUUAUUGCCAGGCCAAUACUCGAGAAAGCUGUAAGGGAAGUGUGCAGAGAUCUUCAUCCCCAAUCAAUGGUCAUAGCUGACCUAGGUUGCUCCUCUGGUAAAAACACACUCCUCUUCAUCUCCGAGGUGCUCAACACAAUAUGCGAAAGCCCUAGCAGAACCCUCAACGAGGAGAGCCCCAUGGAAGUCCAGUUCUUUCUCAAUGACCUCCCUGGCAACGACUUCAACCAUGUGUUCCAGUCGCUGGAGCAACUCGAACAAGAAUGCGCCUGCAGAGGAGGGCUGCAGCCUCCUCCAUACUAUGUGGCAGGUCUGCCAGGCUCCUUCUACACCAGGCUCUUCCCCUGCAACAGCGUCCAUCUCUUCCAUUCCUCCAUAAGCGUCAUGUGGCUCUCUCAGGUCCCUGAGCAUCUUGGCUGCUUGAAUGAAGGGAAUGUUCACAUAGGGGCAAGCACACAUCCAGCAGUGGCAAGGCUCUACCAGGAUCAGUUUGAGAAGGACUUCUCCCGGUUCCUGCAGAUGAGGUGCAGAGAGAUUGUGCCUGGAGGCCGGAUGGUGCUCACAGUUGUUGGGAGGAAGAGGGAAGAGGUGUUUGAUGCUGGAGGGACAACCAAGAUAUACGAGUUACUCUCACAGGGGCUGCGCACUCUCGUUUCUGAGGGACGUGUUGAGAAGGAGAAGCUGGACUCCUUCAACAUACCGAUGUACUGGCCUUCGACUGAGGAGCUGAAGCAGCUGGUGCAGCAGAACGGGCUGCUUCACAUCACUGACAUCCAUCUCUUCGAGAUGGACGGUAGCCCCACGGAUGAGUCGCCGGAGUCGGCUGAUGGUGCCCCUAAGGGCAUCGCUGCUCUGGCCGCCGGCGAGAGAAUGUCUGCGACCCUAAGGGCAGGGACGGAGCCCCUGAUCGUGAGCCAUUUUGGGGAGUCUCUACUUGACGACCUGUUUGCUUUGUUUGCCCGGUAUUUUACUAGCUAUAUUGAGAGUGAGGAUGAGAAGAGCAGCAUCGUUGUGAUCACAAUGUCCUUGGAGGCAAAACACUAACUAGCAAGCUAUUAGUAGUGAUCACCAUAUGUGCUCUCCUUAAUUACAGUGUUUCAAUAAUAAGCUAUUUUAUAGUGCUCUUUCUUACCCUCUCUGU
Oryza brachyantha (malo sina) is the source of this 1368-nucleotide messenger RNA. Its product is annotated as anthranilate O-methyltransferase 1-like. The transcript has 4 exons. Gene Ontology annotation, molecular function: S-adenosylmethionine-dependent methyltransferase activity. The record is from RefSeq and is a predicted model, not a curated record. Lineage: Eukaryota; Viridiplantae; Streptophyta; Magnoliopsida; Poales; Poaceae. Gene Ontology annotation, biological process: methylation. Bases 156 to 1271 code for a protein of 371 amino acids.